Molecule: messenger RNA, 1725 nt
Organism: Colletotrichum siamense
Lineage: Eukaryota; Fungi; Ascomycota; Sordariomycetes; Glomerellales; Glomerellaceae
Exons: 1
Coding region: 1-1725 (574 amino acids)
Source: RefSeq, a predicted model, not a curated record
AUGAAGGGUCGAGGGAUCUUCAAAGACCAAGAUUUGGAAGAGAUAGGUGGCGUCAUCUCGUCGCUUGCGCCCACCUUUGAGCCUUUCGAGAAGGCCAGACGAAUUGUUCGAAGCCUUCAUUUCGAGCAGAUCCACAACCGGGAGUCAGAUAUCAGGGAUGCUCACGAGAAUACUUUUGAAUGGGUUUUCCGGGACUCCACCUCCCACUUCAAUGAAUGGCUGCACAGGGAGCACGGACUUUACCGGAUCAGCGGGAAGGCUGGUUCAGGUAAGUCGACAAUGAUGAAGUUCUUGACUGGAGAUUCGAGAACUCGCCAGCGCCUAGAGAUGUGGGGUGGUAAUAACCUUGUUAUUGCCAAGCAUCAUUUUUGGAGCGCAGGUACCUCGUUGCAAAUGUCUCAGGAGGGACUUCUGAGGACGCUGCUGGAAGACAUAUUGAUCAGCAGACCAGAUCUGGGCAGCAGGAUCUGUCCAAAGCAAUGGGCGGAGAGCAAUAUUCUUGAACUUCCCCGUUGGUCUAAGACAGAGCUGUUGUCAUGUCUAAUGAAUCUCGGCAACUUGACUAGUGGGAUUGGCUUUGAUCCAGCCCAGCUCGUCCACGUCUGCAUUUUUUUCGACGGCCUGGACGAGUAUUCCGGAGACCAUUCUGAACUUGCAGUGCUUACUCAGAGAUUGGCAAGCUUCAAGAACAUAAAGGUCUGUGUCUCUAGCCGCCCCUGGAACGACUUUACGGACGCGUUUGGAGAAAGUCAAUACAAGCUUGAGCUACAUGAGCUCACUGAGAGGGACAUUUUGACAUUCACCUCGGACACUUUGGGGCAGAAUUCCCAGUUUCAACAUUUGAAAAGUCGGAAUCCAGAGGAUGCGGAGUCUUUGAUUCAGGCAAUAUCUGAAAGAGCCCAAGGGGUAUUUCUAUGGGUCUUCCUCGUUGUCAGAUCUUUACUCCGAGGCCUGAGAAACGAGGACGACUUGCCGACUCUCAAACGGCGCAUGAUCGAACUCCCUAAUCAGCUGGAAGAGUUCUUUGGUCGAAUGCUGGAUACUAUCGAGCCUGUUUACAUGAAACCGGCGGCACGGACCUUACUAAUGAUCUCUCGCGCCAAUGGGCCAUUCCCAAUGCUUACAUUUCUCUUUGUCGAUCUGGAGGCCUGCGGAACCGGCAUCAGGUCCGAAGCAUCAAUCCCUCUGGAGAGCUGGCCAGACAUUGACCCGAAUGCAAGAGAAAUGCUAAGGAUCAAGAGAAAGCAGCUGGUAGCUCAGUGCAGAGACCUGCUACAUAUCGGUACAAACCCAGACGAGCCCCAAUUACUUGGUGAGCGAGUUGGCCCACUUCACAGAACCGUGCUCGACUACCUUAAGACUGAAGAGGUCAACUCCCUGUUGUUGGAAAAAGCCGGCCCAGACUUUGAGCCUUAUCGAGCUCUGCUUGUUGCACACGUUCUAGAGAUACGCGCUCUAGUUCGGAAAGCAGGCCUCAGACAUCUAAAGAAUUAUCUGUGCCGCUGGCUCAAUGACAUUUUUGACUUCGCGGUGGGACUGGAAUUGUGCACCGGCCAAACAGAGCUGGAGACUUUAGACGGAUUCGAGAGGUUUCUGGAGACUCUUUUCGAAGAAUACCACUAUUCCUCCUUCGAGGAAGGCAUGCAGUCAUUCUUCAACAUCGAGGAGAACGCUUCUUCCUUCGUCAGCCUAGCCGCGUAUCGGGGUCUGAAGUUAUACCCAUGA